AUGUCCACGACCUUGGCCCCGUUCUUCUCAACGCCCGCCCGCCGCGAAACCCCUCUUCCCCACGCACGACUUCUAGAGAUCAACGUUCAACGUUCAACCCUCCAGCCCACCUUCGACGCCGUCCUCCCCGGUCAUAACCCUAUCCUCAAGCCCGCACCACCCUCGACACCUUCGGGCUCCGGCUGGAGUGAAAAACACAUCGAGCGACGCGCGCGCGGCGGACGCGUCCCCCGCCCGCUCGCCGCCGCUUUCUGGCAUUGCGAGACCUCCAAGCUUCAAGCCUCCACGCCGGUCGCCUAUGUGCGCCGCGCCGCGCGUCCUCGCCUCCCUCCCCGCCUCUGCGACGCACCUCCUGCGCACCUCCUGCGGGCACGAAGUCCGCUGCCGCCCGCGGACGCCGCCGUCGGCAGGAUCAACAUCGUUCCCCGCGUGGCCUGUCUCAUGGCUAAGUAUGCGCCGCGCCCGGACCUCAGGGAGCACAAAGCAGACGUCACCGAGCACCUGCCGGGCUUCGAGGGGUCGAUGCGGUGGGUGUCCCUGCUUUUGGGCAAGGCGCAGUGGGAGGACUCGUGCGGCGGGGAAGUGUUCUCGCCGGAGCGCGCGUUGGACUACAUACCACGGGAAGGUGCUGCCGGAGGUAGUGGACGAGGGCGGGGACUGCAAACUGUCGGGAACGCUGCUCAUUCGCGAGGACGAUUUGCGCACGUACGCGGAUGGGCUGGUUGA
Messenger RNA from Epithele typhae, 726 nucleotides. RefSeq lists its product as uncharacterized. NCBI's taxonomy places the organism in Eukaryota, Fungi, Basidiomycota, Agaricomycetes, Polyporales, Epitheliaceae. Bases 1 to 726 code for a protein of 241 amino acids. The record is from RefSeq and is a predicted model, not a curated record. The transcript has a single exon.